AUGCAGUAGCUAUAGUAGGAAGGAGUGAAAGUGAAAAUGUUCAAGACCAAGUUGCAGCAGCUAUGCCACCAGAGACGGUGGAGUUUGCCGAAAUACACUGCCACGAAUGACGGUCCGCAACACAAGCCAAGCUUUAAUGCCUCUGUUCAUGUCAAUGGUGUCACCUUUGCUUCUUCUGAUGCUUUCAAUUCCGCCAAAGAAGCUCAAAACCAAGCUGCUAUGAAAGCUUUCCGCAACUUUACUUCUCCUCUAUCGGGCUUUUCAAUACCAACAGAUGAAUAUGGUUCAAAAGAGAAAGUUGAAGCUACCAAACCUCAAGAGAGUCCACUUCCUGCACAAUCUCCGGUUAUUAGAACUGAUACGAAUCGUUUGAGCAAAAAACAUCUGCAAAAUUAUGCUCGAAAGAACAAUCUUGAUCCACCUGUUUUUACAAUCAAAACUGAGAGGCUUCACUAUAAAGCUACUGUUGUUAUUGAUGAGAAAUCAUUUGAAAGCCCUACAUUUUUCAACUCUAUAAAAGAGGCAGAACAGGCUGCUGCAAAAAUUGCUUUGAGGGAAUUGCCGAUUUCAGUUGACUUGUUUCAGAAGGAUGAAUCUUGUCCUUCCAAGAGUUUACUACUAGAAUUAACACAGAGAGAAGGUUAUUCCAAACCAACAUAUACAACUAUAGAGUCUGGUUCUCUUCAUAUGCGAACUUAUUUCUCAACUGUGGAAGUAGAGGGAUUGAAAUUUCAUGGAAAGGCAUCUAGAUCCAAAAAACAAGCAGAUAUUGAUGCUGCAAAGAUUGCUUACAUUGCCUUAAAAGAGUGUGGACUUGAUAUGUAUGCGGAUUUUUCUUCCUAUAACAAAGAAAAUCAAGCAGUACAAUCAACUCUUGAACCAGAGGUUGUUAAACACAAGCAGAUCCUCAACUCCGAAGAUAAACGUUUGGAUCAGGAGAAAUUACCUACUGAUGAUGUCAAAGUUAACGAUGACAUGCACACUGAAUCUUUACCAAUUCCCCCUAACAAAAAAAUGAAGAUGAGCAACAUGAGAACUUCAUCUUUACCCAAAUCAUCUCCACUUUCACAUACUGAACUUGCUUCUUCUACAAUUUCUGACUCCAACAUGACAAUGACUUGCAACACAAGUAAUUAUCUACUUUGCGACAGGUUCAAUGUGUACACAAAUUUUCCAGAUAUUUUAUUCCCUGAGGACAUUACAGUUCUGCCUUUCGACGAGGAUAAGUGGGUUGCAGCGUGCUUGGAAUUUCCAAAUGACGAAGACUUCCGAUUCUUGUGAAAAAGUUUCAUAUAUUACUUUGCUUUCAAGUUUCAAGUUUUAGAAAACAUGAUAUCAUAUGUAUGUUGCUACUUGAAUUCAAGUAAAACUUUAGAUGGCUUAUUUAGAUGUUCGUGUUCGUAUUUAAUUUGGGGAAAGACAAGUAAUAACAAGAUAGAAUUGAUUUUGAUAUUUUGGAUAUUUUGAUUUUUCAACAAUGUGUUACCAUUGCUGCUAUCAAGAACAAUAGCUAAU
Molecule: messenger RNA, 1515 nt
Organism: Medicago truncatula (barrel medic)
Lineage: Eukaryota; Viridiplantae; Streptophyta; Magnoliopsida; Fabales; Fabaceae
Product: double-stranded RNA-binding protein 1
Exons: 6
Coding region: 37-1281 (414 amino acids)
Source: RefSeq, a predicted model, not a curated record